Messenger RNA from Tauraco erythrolophus (red-crested turaco), 747 nucleotides. Lineage: Eukaryota; Metazoa; Chordata; Aves; Musophagiformes; Musophagidae. The record is from RefSeq and is a predicted model, not a curated record.
UCUUCAUGUACAUGUUCCUCGCUGGACUUGGUCUACUCGUCAUUGUUGGCCUGCAUCAGUUACUAGAGUCUAGGAAGAGGAAAAGACCAGUACAGAAAGUAGAAAUGGGAACAUCAAAUCAGAAUGAUGUUGAUAUGAGCUGGAUUCCCCAAGAGACUUUAAAUCAAAUAAUGCAGAGUAGAAGAGAUAAAGCUUCACCGAGGAGGUUGCCCUACAAGAGGGCGCAGAAGAGAUCAGCGGGCUCUGAUGAGUAAAUGUUAACUAGUACAACAGUUGAACCUUUACUAAUCCUGCCUGUUUGGGUUUUUUGGAUUGGAGUAGUGCAGAGAAUCCAUAUCACCAUAAGGAAAAUACUGCUAAACAUUUGGACUGAACAGAUUAACUGAAUGGUGUUAAUAUUACUGAAAAUGCACUUCUCUUUGGGGUUUUUUUUUGUUAAUUGUGGGGGAGAGGGAGGGGGGAGGAGGGGAGGUAGCCAUUAAGACUCGUGCCUGCGUGUGUAAGCAGUUGGUCUUAACAGAAUUAUGUUACCUGAAAUGUGCCUUUAGAGUUCUUUUGUGAUGCUGGCUUGUCAUCUCUACCCUGUUUUUGAAGGAUUUUUCUCCUCCCCUUAAUCUGAAUGUGUAGUGACUUAAUCUGUCUUGAUUGUAUCCUGUCUGUAUCAGAAUCUGUAUGUAUUUUUCUUUUUCAGUACGUAACUUUAUUCUCUACAGCGUGCACACACUGCAGUUUGUGUGUGUGGUCCUG